AGCCUUCUGAGAUGGACUCGGACUUGCAUCCUCCGCGGUGUCACUGCAACCUCGGAGCUUCCUCCACAGCCGGCCGUAAUUAAUUGAUUCGUCGGAUCCGGUGUUCCAGGUCCUUGGUAUCAGCAAUCAAACCAUUCCAGGUUAUUUAUUGGAGGAGAAUAAUGGUGUCGCGGUCUAUUACAGUGUCGGAGACGGAACAGAACCAGGAAUGAGUCUCACACAUUUAAAGCCACCUGCGUAUAUCCCUAACGUGAGGAAAAAAAGACAUGGUCCAUAUAAGAUCUUUCAAUAUCUCCACAAAUAGUUCUAUCUCAGUGCAUUGCUGGUCUACAUUGCUUUCCCCUGCAAACCGACAACAUGAAAUACAACUACCUAAUGACCGCCGCCGCCAUGGCGUACACAUCCAGUGCACACACAAUCUUCGUCCAACUCGAAAGUGGCGAAAUCACCUACGACGUUUCCUACGGCAUUCGGACGCCGUCAUACGAUGGUCCUAUUACCGAUGUCACGUCCAACGAUCUGGCCUGCAACGGCGGCCCGAACCCAACGACCCCUUCGGAUAAGAUAAUCGACGUGGCGGCAGGAAGCAGUGUCACGGCCGUCUGGCGGCACACUCUUACAUCCGGCCCGGAAGAUGUCAUGGAUGCAUCUCACCUUGGGCCGACACUGGCUUAUCUGAAGAAGGUCGACGAUGCGACGACUGACUCGGGAGUUGGCAGUGGAUGGUUCAAGAUUCAAGAAGAUGGCUUCAACAAUGGGGUCUGGGGCACGAGCACAGUCAUCAACAAUGCAGGGGAGCAUGUCAUUGACAUCCCUGAGUGUAUCGAAGAUGGUCAAUAUCUGCUCCGAGCUGAGAUGAUUGCCUUGCAUGCCGCAUCAUCAACAGGGGGAGCUCAACUUUACAUGGAAUGUGCACAAAUCAACGUCUCGGGGGGUACUGCCACAAAUACCCCGACCACCUACAGCAUUCCAGGUAUCUACAAGGCCACCGACCCUGGUCUGCUAGUCAACAUCUACUCCAUGACUGCUUCGAGCACAUAUGAGAUCCCAGGCCCCGUCCUUUUCACAUGUGCAGCUUAUGGUGGAGGACCAACAUCAACCAAGGCUGGCACUACCCUGACCACAUCCACCAACACAUUCACAUCGGCAUCCACGACAACCACCUCCAGUGCCUGUGCGGCGACUCAGUGGGCGCAAUGUGGAGGGAUUGGGUUUGCGGGAUGUGCUUCGUGCGCGAGUGGGUACACGUGUGUUUGGAACAACGACUAUUACUCUCAGUGCCAGUAG
Molecule: messenger RNA, 1287 nt
Organism: Pseudomassariella vexata
Lineage: Eukaryota; Fungi; Ascomycota; Sordariomycetes; Amphisphaeriales; Pseudomassariaceae
Product: glycosyl hydrolase family 61-domain-containing protein
Exons: 5
Coding region: 358-1287 (309 amino acids)
Biological process (GO): carbohydrate metabolic process
Cellular component (GO): extracellular region
Molecular function (GO): cellulose binding
Source: RefSeq, a predicted model, not a curated record